AUGCCAGGCUCCGUCCACUCAGACUCCCAAGACCAGUCUAUGGUCGACGCGGGACAAGAACAGCCGGAGGUCCCUAUCCAGUUGGACGAGAAGCGCAUUGUAGUGCUUCCGGGCGCCGACGAACACAACGCUUCCUUCCAAUUUGAGAACGAGGGCCACACACUCGGCAAUGCCCUGCGCUACGCUAUUAUGAAGAACGCCGAGGUCGAAUUCUGCGGUUAUACUAUCCCCCAUCCUUCCGACCCUAAGAUGCACCUUCGCAUUCAGACUACCGACCAGACUACUGCCUUAGCCGCCCUCGAGAAGGGCUUCAGUGACCUGAUGGACCUGUGUGACGUUGUCACUGAGAAGUUCACAGAGAGCCGGGAUCGGUUCAACGAGGAGAGCAGCAAUCGCAUGCAAGUUUGA
Penicillium chermesinum is the source of this 408-nucleotide messenger RNA. RefSeq names its product DNA-directed RNA polymerase core subunit RPC19. Lineage: Eukaryota; Fungi; Ascomycota; Eurotiomycetes; Eurotiales; Aspergillaceae. Gene Ontology annotation, molecular function: DNA-directed RNA polymerase activity; DNA binding; protein dimerization activity. The record is from RefSeq and is a predicted model, not a curated record. The coding region runs from base 1 to 408 and encodes 135 amino acids. The transcript is spliced from 4 exons. Gene Ontology annotation, biological process: DNA-templated transcription. Gene Ontology annotation, cellular component: RNA polymerase III complex; RNA polymerase I complex.